CAUUCUCGUCAUCAACAACAAUAAACAUUUAAGCCACUAUAACAACAACAACAACAACAACCAGUCUCCUUGUGCUAGUCGCUAUCAGCAUUUUCUCUAUCAUCCAAAACAAAGCCAAUUCAAAUUAAUUAACAAUAUGAAUACGCAAUCCAAAGGAUAUCGCACGGGCGAAGAAAUUUACGAUAAUAUGCAGUGCUUUGACAUUACUGCCAUACGCAACUUGAACUUGAACAUACCUACAACUUUUCCGACCAUUGGCACCUUUACGUUGGACUCCACCACGUUGGGUUUGCAGCCGUCACAUGGACCGCCAGCAACGGCCGUACAAUUGGCCAUGGCACCGCAGCAACAGAGCAUGCAUCAUCAUCAACAGCAUAUGCAACAACAGCAGCAACAGCAACAUCAUCAGCAGCAGCAGCAACAUCAACAACAACAACAGCAGCAGCAACAACAACAACAUCCCACCAUUGGAAUGUUCGAUGCUAACGAUGUCAACGAUAUCAUUCAGAAUCCACCACAAAUUGGCGUCUUUCAGUCGAACAGCGUGUUGAAUAACGGCCCUGGCAGCUCGUCGUCCAUAUUUGGCUCACAGUCGAGCAACUCUUCGGCCACAGCAUCUGGUGCAAACGAUCCGAAUCAGACAACACGCGAAACUGGCAUCAUUGAGAAGCUACUGCACUCUUAUGGCUUUAUACAGUGCUGCGAGCGGCAAGCGCGUCUUUUCUUUCAUUUCUCGCAGUUCAGUGGCAAUAUUGAUCACUUAAAGAUUGGCGAUCCUGUGGAAUUUGAGAUGACCUAUGAUCGACGCACCGGCAAACCGAUUGCUAGCCAAGUGUCGAAGAUAGCGCCAGAGGUUGUGCUCUCCGAAGAGCGGGUCACUGGCACGGUAACUACUGAGCUGCGCACAGAUAGCGCGAACAAUGUGCUUAGCUCUAGUGAGACAACGGGACGGAUUAGCUAUGAGAAUCGCGGCGAAUGCUUCUUUUUACCCUAUACCAAAGACGAUGUUGAGGGCAAUGUCAAUUUGCGUGCUGGCGAUAAAGUCAGCUUUCAGAUCGCUACGAACCAAAGAGGCAACUUGGGCGCCUGUCACAUACGCCUGGAGAAUCCGGCACAGCCUGUCAAGUAUCGCGGCGUUGUCUGCUCAAUGAAGGAAUCUUUUGGUUUUAUUGAACGCGCCGAUGUGGUCAAAGAGAUCUUCUUUCACUUCUCCGAGGCUGAGGGCAAUGUGGAGCUGCGUCCCGGCGAUGAUGUCGAGUUUACCAUACAAACGCGGAGUCAGUCUGCCACUGUGCCACCGCAGGGCCGUGAGUUUGCCUGCAAUAUAACUCGGUUGCCGCCCGGCUCUGUCAUCUUCGAGGAUGUCGAUAGCACCAUCUACAAGGGUCAGGUGCUCAAAUCGCUGGAUCGCAAUAAUGCGGUACGUCAGAAUAAUGAUCCGUUGCCAGGACGCAUACGUUAUCGUGCACCUGAUUACUCGGAAGUGGAGGUGCCAUUUGGCGAUAAGGAUCAGAAGGGCGAUUUCACUUUGCGCCAUGGCGAUUGGGUGCAAUUUCUAUUGGCCACUGAUAGGCGAGAUCAGUUACAGCGUGCCACCUCCAUUGCGCUGCUAGACGAGACGUUCAAAGUGUCCGGCGAGAAGCGGGAACAAGGCACCAUUGCCUCAUUGAAAGAGGGUUUUGGUUUCUUGCGCUGCGUGGAUCGUCAAGUGCGUUUAUUUUUCCACUUUACAGAGGUGCUCGACACGAGCCGUGAAAUUGAUGUCAAUGAUGAGGUGGAAUUUACUGUCAUUCAAGAGCCCGGUCUGGCCUACAAUAAUUCCCGUCUGCAGGCCAUACGCAUUAAACAUUUGCCGCCCAAUUCUGUGCAAUUCGAAACCCUAAUGGCCAGCAAUAUUGAGGGCACCGUGACACGCGAGGCGCCGAAAAGUCCCAUUAAAUCUCAGGAUCGCUUCGAGGGUGGUGUCAUCACCUAUGAACACAGCGAUGUUAAAAAGACUAUUAUGUAUUUUCUCAAAGACUGCGAAAAACCACCAAGAGUUGGCGAGCGUGUGCGCUUCGAUAUUUACAUGGUCAAACGUAACAAGGAAUUUAUAGCAGUCAAUGUGCAGCAGGUAUCGCUGCAACAGCAACAACAACAGCAGCAACAACUUUUGAAUCAGCAAACUGCAGCAGCACAACAGCAACCCGCUGCCAAUUUAAAUCAGAACGAUCAAUUGCAGCUAUCAAAUGGCAUUGGCUCGAAUACUGGUCCCAUGCAGAAUGGUUAUAUAAUGCAUGGUAGCCCUGGUGGCGGCAGCAGUAGCAACAGCAGCGUGGGCAGCAAUGCAACCACUCAACAAAUUAGCACACCACAAAUUGAGGACUUUAAGCUAGAAAAUAAUAAUCAUGCCAAUGCGGAGGCAGCAACCGGGCAGUUGUAUCGUGGCUUCAUAGCAGUGAUUAAGGAGAAUUUUGGAUUUAUCGAGACGUUGUCGCAUGACGAGGAGGUUUUCUUUCACUUUAGCAACUAUCAAGGCAAUCCAAAUUGGCUGGAACUGGGUCAGGAGGUGGAGUAUACACUGGCGCCCAAUGGCAACACCUCUGUAUCGGGCAAUUGCCUGCCCGCCGAGAAUGUGCGUACAUUGCCCAAGAACUCGAUACCACAGCCAGCGGUACUGGAGACCGUACACAAUGGUGUGGUGGCGCGUCCAUUGCGUUGCAUCAAUCCGGAUCAGCAGGAAUAUGCAGGCUUGAUCGAGAUACUCGAUGAGCAACGCACCACUAUCAUAUCGCAGCAUGAAUUUGGCAUAACCAGCUUGGUGAACAAACGUGAUCUGUUGCAGAAGGGUGAUUUGGUUAGCUUUCGCAUCGAUGAGAGUGGUAGGGCGGCAGAGGUGAACGCAGUGCGACAAAAGAAACGUGCCACAGUUGACUCGAUCAAAGGACAAUUUGGUUUUCUCAAUUUCGAGGUUGAAGAUGGCAAGAAACUAUUCUUUCACAUGUCUGAGGUGCAGGGCAGUACAGUGGCUUUACAUCCAGGCGACACAGUUGAGUUCUCAGUGGUUACCAAUCAGCGCAAUGGAAAAUCUUCGGCUUGCAAUGUUUUGAAAAUAAACGAUCGUCCAGAUCGUCUGAUCUCGCGCCUUAAGCUCAAUGGCGAUGAUGGUGUGCCACGUUUGAUACUAAUACGCGCACCUAAGGGACCGCAGGGCAAGGGCUUUUCUAUACUUGCGCGUCAUCCACGCAUUCCAGGCGCUUUGGUGGAGUAAUUCCAAAAAUCAGAUAAUUGAUGCAAAUUUAAAGACAAUGCAUACAUACACACCCAUAUACAACUAUAUAUACUUAUAUCUAUAUAUAUAUAUAUAUUUAUAUAUUCUUGUACGCUAAACAACACAAGGAUUAACCGUUCCCUAACUGCAACAGAUGUGCACAGGAUGGACUGCAAUUAAUAAAUAAAUAAAUAAAAAACAAUUAUGCAAACUACAACAGACAACUACAUUGUGAAACAUAUUAUGAACAACCAUACAAUUUAUUAAGUACAUUAACUUAGAUGCAAAACACUAUUUGAAACGAUAAUAAUAAUUGAUAACAAAGCAUAUGGCAUACACAACACAAUACAUAUAUGUAUAAUUAUGAAGAAUACUAAACGGCAACUCCAAAAACAAUUUCUACGUGUCUGAUAUAUAUAUAUAAAUAUUAAAACAAAAAAGCAAAUAAGAAAAUAUAAAAAAAAAUCUAACUAAACGAAAUUUUACGUAAACUUACGCAUUAACCAUUAAACCAGGGCCCUAAAAUCCUAAUUGUAAUAAAAAUGCAGUCUGUAUUUUCUGUUAUACUGAAGUUGUGCGCUGCUUAAAACUGAAAUUCAAGUGUCUGAGAGAUGAAACCAAAUUGUGUGUAUGCGUAUACUAUUUUUCAACUAGUUUUGCUUUAAUUUAAUUUUAGCAUAUGUAAACAAAAUGAAAUCUUUAACAAAUCAUAUUAAGAGAUAAAAGAAAAUAAGAAACAACAGCAAACAAACAAGAAAACAAUUAUUGUAUAAUGGCAACGAAAUCCUUGCAUAUGUGCAUUAGACAAACAAGUAACAAAACACUAUAUGCCAUAGAAGCGUAGAUAGUUUUUUUUUUCUCUCUAAUUAUAUAUGCUCUAUAUUCUCUUAAAACUAUUCUAAUUAUUCUCGCAAACUGUUCUUUCACAGCUUCAUUGAAGUCUUACUGU
Molecule: messenger RNA, 4199 nt
Organism: Drosophila hydei
Lineage: Eukaryota; Metazoa; Arthropoda; Insecta; Diptera; Drosophilidae
Gene: Unr
Product: cold shock domain-containing protein E1
Exons: 10
Coding region: 137-3250 (1037 amino acids)
Molecular function (GO): nucleic acid binding
Source: RefSeq, a predicted model, not a curated record